This is a messenger RNA of Gymnodraco acuticeps, 1610 nucleotides long. It is a transcript of the gene tmem263, whose product is annotated as transmembrane protein 263. Bases 446 to 820 code for a protein of 124 amino acids. The transcript has 3 exons. The record is from RefSeq and is a predicted model, not a curated record. Lineage: Eukaryota; Metazoa; Chordata; Actinopteri; Perciformes; Bathydraconidae.
AACCUUCUCAUCUUAUCUUUAAAUGUCUCUGUUCACAUGCAACACUACAGAUACUUUCACAAUGUGGUACUCAACCAGUUGUUUCUAAUUAUCACCACACCAACACAUGAACAGCCAUUUCUUAAUUAAAAUAAUAAAAUUGCCUGUGUUUGCGGAUACAAAUAAUACACAUUUUAAUAUGUUAUCCAGAUAAUAAUAACUACUUUUAGUUGCAUGCGUGCAGUAUCUGCAGCUCCAUCCUGCGGACAGAGUGUACCUCUGUGUUUUUAUGGGUGGAGACUGGUCCUCCUUCAAACAAAAAUAGACAGUCAGACAGACAAGACAAGUCCGUUUAACCAUCAGCAGCAUUAAAGGCCGAGGAACCUGGACAUUAUUUCCUGCGCAUUUAGUUUUAAAUCCCGCACAGGACAUUGGAUCAUUGUGAUAACCUUACCAAGCGAGAGAGAUGAGUGAGGCGGAGCAGGUGCCUGAGGACAUGCCUGCAUACCUCAACCAUGAGACAGUAGCUACAGAUGACGACGACAACAACAAGGGCCAUCCACAGACGCAGCCGGGCAUGUUCAGCCGGUUGGCGGGUGGCUUGUACGGGGCCACAAAGGGAGCUUUAGGAGCGACAGUGGGCGGUGUGGCCUGGAUAGGAGGAAAGGGUCUGGACCUCACCAAGACCACCGUCUGCUCUGUAGCCUCUCUGCCUGGGAUGGGAGUUGGGCUUGUUAAAGGAGGGGUGUAUGCUGUAGCUGGAGGAGUGACCGCAGUCGGCUCUGCUGUGGUCAGCAAAGUUCCUAUAGGAGGAGGCAAAAAAAAGGACAAGUCUGAUUGAUGGAGAGAAGAGUGAACCUACACAGCUGAGGUGUCAUGGCUCGCACUGUGUUGUCGCCUGUGUUAGCAUUCAUGAGCAGGAAAAGAGCAACAGAAGACUCAAAAGUAUAGUGUGCACAUUGUAGGUGAGGGAUCGUUUUCUUUAUUUAGUUUUUUCAUGUGAUUGUUGGUGACAAUUCAUAUCAUUAUGUGACUAGGACCCACAAAACAAGAACUUACAAAGACUCUCCUGCUCUGUUGUUAAAGGAAACACACUAUUAUCACCAGUGCCUGAUGAAAUGAAAUGUUCUAAUAAAAGGUCCAUGUUUCAUUUUUGAUAAUAAGCAACAACACUGUUCUCACUGGAAAAUGUUGUAUUCAACAAAAAGUUAAUCAGCGGAGACCAGAGGAAAAAUAAGCUCGGAGGGUAAAUGCACCUAUAUUUCACUUGCAAGACAAUCAUUUAUGAUUUAAAAUGCCUUUGUUCAGCUUGCACAAAUGAACAAAUAUUUCCGAUUAAAGAUGUCAUUGAAAAGUACAGUUCAGUAUAAUAUCUAAACCAUCUGCUGAAGACAGUGGACUGUGGAUAUUUCACUGGUAAAAUGUUCCUCUGAAUUCAACUUGCCCUCAGAUGGUUAUUUUCUCCCCUCAGUGAAAGGCAACUCAUACUUUUGAUACAGAAUCUGAUUUAUUACGAUAAAUAUUGUGUGAGAAUAUAACAGUCAGAUUAUUUUGAUUGCAGUGAACCUUAUUUUGUCGUAGUGUUAAUUGAUUUACUGGGACUAUCAAUAAAUAACAUUUUGUAUAUGACA